Cercospora beticola is the source of this 4617-nucleotide messenger RNA. The record is from RefSeq and is a predicted model, not a curated record. Lineage: Eukaryota; Fungi; Ascomycota; Dothideomycetes; Mycosphaerellales; Mycosphaerellaceae.
AUGGACGACGACCAGGACAUCUUCGAUCGGAUCGACAGGCUGCAAAGCGGUGCACGCGUUCUGGACCCAAGCUACGAACCACGACGGGGAAUCAGCACCGAUUUUGGAGCUUACGAUGGAUACGACAGUGGAUAUCAUACACAGGCCAAUUAUGCCGAUUCCUAUGCUGUGGCAAGGGACGAUUACGAGGACGCACCAUUGCAGCUUGACGCUUUCGGCAGUGGCAGGCUUCUCAAGGUCAUGCCCGGUUGUCGCUGCCUCCAGCAGCCACGCAGCCUUCUCGCGUCAGUCAUCUCGACCACAGCUUUCACGAUCCGAGGCCAGCAGCUUCUCAACGUCCCGAUCUAUCACGUUUCGCCUUCAGUCCUUCGCAGAAUGGCGUCCGAGAUAUCUCUCCAGAUCGCUCCGCUCGUUUGUCAAGUCCUGCUUUCUCCGCCAGCCAACGCCAUCCACCGCCCUUCAACAACGAUCAUUCAGAAUAUGAGCAGCGAUAUCAGCCUCAAGCUAGGGGACAAAGCUCUGCUCGCAAUCAGCCAGAAGCAUCAAAGGUGCUUCAGGCAGGCGGCUCAAUCGCAGCCUGUGGCGCCCGCACGCAUAUCGCAAGCGCCAACGCCCAUUGUGCAAGGAAUUCCACUUGUCCCGGUUCGACAGCUCUCAGACAAAUUCCGCACGGUCUUCACAUUCCCGCUGUUCAAUGCAGUGCAGUCAAAGUGUUUCCCAGUCGUCUUUCAGUCAAAUGACAAUUUCGUUCUAUCGUCGCCUACCGGCAGUGGUAAAACUGUGAUCUUCGAGCUUGCAAUAUGCCGGCUGGUCCAGGGAUACAGCAGUGGCAGCUUCAAGAUCGUCUACAUGGCUCCCACCAAGUCGCUGUGCUCCGAGCGCGCUCGAGACUGGCAAUCGAAGUUUGGCGCUUUCGACUUGCAAUGUGCUGAGCUUACAGGCGACACAGACAAUGCGCAGCUUCGCAACGUGCAACACGCCAGUAUCAUCAUCACUACGCCUGAGAAAUGGGACAGCGUCACUAGGAAAUGGAAAGAUCAUCAGAAGCUGAUGCACAUGGUCAAGCUCUUCCUGGUCGACGAAGUGCACAUGCUGAAAGAGGACCGUGGCCCUACGCUAGAAGCUGUGGUCUCUCGCAUGAAAUCUGUGGGCUCUGAUGUCCGCUUCAUAGCACUCAGUGCUACGGUGCCAAAUUCUCAAGACAUUGCAACAUGGCUGGGCAAAGACUCCCUGAAUCCUCAAAUACCAGCUCCACGUGAGAAAUUCGGAGAAGAAUUUCGCCCCGUGCGUCUCCAGAGACAUGUUUGUGGAUACAAGUCGGAUUCAAACGACUUUGCCUUCGAGAAAUUGCUUGACAGCAAGCUCACCGAUGUGAUUGUCAAGUGGUCACAACGCAAACCCAUCAUGGUGUUCUGCAUGACGAGAAAGUCAUGCGUGACCACUGCACAAUUGCUGGCGAAGUGGUGGUCGUCCAAAGGACCUCGGGACAGAUACUGGACAGCUUCUCGUAGCCGCAUUGUGGUUGCAGACAAAGAUCUGAAAGAAACUACAGCUUCUGGAGUGGCAUUCCACCAUGCCGGCGUCAGCAAUGAGGAUCGCGCCGCCGUCGAGCAGGGCUACCUUUCUGGUGAGCUCAGUGUGAUAUGCUGUACAUCGACGCUCGCGGUUGGAGUCAACUUGCCCUGCCACAUGGUCAUCAUCAAAGGUACUGUAUGCUACCAGACCAGUGGAAGCAAAGAGUACUCGGACUUGGAGACUAUGCAGAUGCUCGGUCGCGCUGGCAGACCACAAUUCGAUGAUAGCGCGGUAGCUGUCAUAAUGACUCGGCUGCAUCGCGUGGAAACGUACGAGAAGAUGAUGACCGGCUCAGAGGUCUUGGAAAGCUGUCUGCAUCAACACCUAAUCGAUCAUCUCAACGCUGAGAUUGGCUUGGGUACUAUCAAUAAUGCUUCUUCAGCGAAGAAGUGGUUGACUGGCACUUUCUUGUACGUGCGCCUCAAGGAGAAUCCAGAGCACUACCAACUGGAAGGCCUGGCGCAAGGCCGCACGCUGGAUGAGAGACUGGAGCACAUCUGCACAAAGGCCAUCGGCCUUCUCCAGGAACAUGACCUCGUUCAUGGCACGAUCAAACUUGAAUGUACCGAGUUUGGUGAUUCGAUGGCCCGCUACUACAUCCAGUUCGACACGAUGAAGCAGUUCCUGGCGCUGCGACCCAGAGCGAAGAUCUCAGAGAUCCUCUCGACAGUCUCUCAAGCGGCCGAGUUCAAGGACAUCCGCUUUCGUGCAGGAGAGAAGCCAAUAUACAAGGAACUCAACAAGAACCAAUCAAUGAAGUUCCCGAUUCCCGUCAAUAUUGACCUUACCGCACACAAAGUGUCGCUGAUCAUACAGAGUGUUCUCGGAGCAAUAGACGUCAACACGGAGGAUCAACGACAUCGCUACGAAUACAACACCAGCAGACUCGUCAUCUUCCAACAUGCACACCGCCUUAUCAGAUGCAUAAUUGACUGCCAGCUGUACUUGGAGGAUGCAGUGUCGGCGAGAAAUGCACUAAUGCUUGCUCGCAGCUUGAGUGCUCAAGUCUGGGACGAUUCUCCUCUGCACAUAAAGCAGAUCGAGGGCAUCGGUCCAGUCGGCGUCCGGAAGCUGGUCGCAGCAGGCCUCAAGAGCAUUGAAGAUGUCGCCAAUGCCGAAUCUGGUCGCAUUGAGAAUGCCAUGACCCGCAACCCACCCUUCGGGAGUGAGCUGAAGAAAAAAGCGAUGGCUUUCCCUCAGCUUCGAAUCUCUAUGAAGAUCAUCGGUGAGCCGAUUGUCAAGAAGGGCGAAGGUGCGACCAUCAAAGUCAAUGCUGAGAUUGGCUUCAUCAACGAGAAAGUACCAGAGACCUUCAAUCGGAAGCCGGUCUACAUUUGCCUGCUGGCGGAAGCGUCAGAUGGCCGCAAGGUGCAUUUCGCACGCAUCAGUGCAAAGAAGAUGAGCAAGGGCCAAGAGAUCUUGUUCAGUGCUACCCUCAAGAAUCAAGCCCAGGUCAUCAGAGGCUACUUGAUGUGUGAUGAAAUUGCAGGCACGCAGAGGAUGGCGAUGUUGAAGCCAGACUUACCAGGCUUUAUGUUCCCCGUGGCGAAGCCCGAUCAGGAGACUCAGCUGCCGGCAAACUUGGAGAAUGCACCAAAUACGUCGAAGCGACGUGCCGCUGCUGCUACAGAGGCACGAACCAACAACGCUCUUGAUGAGUUCGGAGAUGCAGGUCUCGAUGAUGCGGCGUUGGCAGCCGCAGACUUCACCAACAUCGACGACUUUGACGAUGACGGGAACGAGAAGAACACAGCGAAGGAGAAACCACAGAAACGCAAGGUGUCCACUGAACCGCGCGAGUCUGUGCAAUUACCGAACGGAAAGUGGACUUGCAACCAUGCAUGCAAAGACAAGACUGCCUGCAAGCACGGAGCGUGCUGCCGUGAGGGUCUGGACAAGAAGCCGAGACCGCCCAAGCCAAAGAAUCCCAAGAAGAACGAGCCAGCAUCUGAUCCGCGACAGACUCAGCUCGAUCUUACCAAGACCAAGACGCAGAGUGUGUCGAGCGCCUCACAGCAGCCUCCAGCUCGCAAGCCGCUGCAAUCCAAGGAAGCACGAGAUCUUGAGCAGCUGCACAACAGCGUCAACACAUCGACGAAAGCCAUUCCACUUUUGAGCAAGGCAAGCAAAUCCAAGGAGGAGGCAUAUCAAAAGGAGAAACCGAAGAAGCAUGGACCCCUCGACAACAACGACUACGAUUUUGAUGCGCUUGCAUCAGACGACUUCCCAGCAGAUCCAUUUACCUUACAGGCUGAGAGCACCGUCCCACAAAACCACCCAAGGGCUGAUGCUGACUUGUAUGGAUCCGAUGACGAUAUGCUUGACAUGGCAGACGAUGUGGUGACAGAUUCUUUUGGCAAUAUCGAGCCUGGAAACGACGACUUGCUUGAUCUCUCACAAUUUCCAGAUCCACUCGACUUCGAUCCUGGCAACGACUGGAACAGUGGCCCUUCGCAUUCUGAUGGCUUCCCUCAAAUCAACACACUACCGCCGUUCCAGUCGAUCACUAUCGAUUACAACGAAAAGGUACCUGCCGGGUCCUUCUGCACAACGGAAAAGGGCAUAUUCGUCACAGGCGACAGCACAGACAGCAUCAACGACAACAGCCUCGCUUUCGUCUCUGGCGCUCUUCAAGACGACUUCAGAGAUGUACAUGAAGCAGCAUACACCCAUCAUCCAAAGUUGCCUUCCAAGCGUCCCUUCGCGGACACAGCACCAACAGAUGCAAGUGAAUUCAUCUCUUCCUCCAAGCAUCAGAGAGUUCCAUCCCGGCAUCCUUCCGGCCUCGAGCUCGAGAGCAAUCGGUGGAUGUCAGACCAGAUCAAGCGUAACGACACGGCGCCCCAAGACAACGCCCUUUCCAUCGAAGACAACACCUUCCUGGCAGAAAUUGCCGGCAUCUCGAACAUCGAUUCACCUGCAGCGAACGAUGCACAGAAGGGGAACUCGAAAGAAGCAGGAAAAGACGCCCAGCCCGAAGAAGAGACGAUAGAGCAGUGGUUUGAGAAGAACUUCGGCUUGGAGAAGUUCGAACUUAUCUGA